AUGCCUCGCAAAACAGUCCUACAGAGCCGACUGGCAUGCGACCGAUGCCAUUCCCAGAAACUGAAAUGUCCACGACAAGACAAGACCACGAAAGAUCCAGAUGGAACAUCAAAACAACCAGCGGCAUGUGUCCGCUGCGAGCGCGCUAAGGUGCCCUGCGUCUUUAGCCCACGCCAGCGCCGAACCGUGAUUCCAAAGACCGCCGGUGCUUCCAAACCACCACCCAAUCGCGACAUUGCCGACAGUGCCGAUGCUACGCCUGCCUCCACUGGCCCGGCGUUAACCAAGACAACUCCAACGGGGCCUGAGAAUGGGGCAAUAAACUCCGUGGAAGGGGAGAGCGCGUCAUGUAGACUGGAGAACCCCCUACCCAGCACUACUGCCACACCCACCGACACCCAACCCUUUGAUGCCACCAAUCUGGCCCAAGAGUUCUAUGGCUCCUCAUACUUCGACAACAACCAGCUCGACUUACAACAGUCCUCAACUGGCUCCUGUACCGAUCCAUCAACCACCUGCACCGACCUCUGCUCUCUCUCGCUUGACACCACCACAGGCAUAGACUGGGACAACCUCCUCCUCCCCGACCCUCUUCCCCCACCCUCACAAGGCUGGUGCCUCUUGGAUAUCGACAAAUCUCUCCUCCCUGCUCCCGCUCCCGACCCACUUUUCCCGCCUCAUGGCCCUCAACUUCCUCUCGACCUCAUGACCAACUCAAGCCCCAGCGACGACCUAGACCCCAUCCUCUUCCAACCCUCUUCCUCGGCUCCCGUUGACUAUUCGAAUCAACAAGCCCUCACCCCCUACUCCCCCGUCCGCCAACUAACCAACCUCAACGUAUCCCUGUACGAACGCCUCUGCCUUAUCCCACAAAUCUUCAGCAACUGCGGCUUGCCAACCCUCACACUCGUCGUGCGCAUCGACGUCCUGGAGAAGAGGUUACUAGCAAUCGACCACAUCUUCCAGCUAACCCAAGAACUCAUCGACAUCGUCGGCAAACUCUACCCGCGCUCCGUCCCAGUACUAUCCGGCGACGACGCCCCGACCGUCCCUACCACGGGAACGGGAGUGCCGCUGGCCCAAGACCAAGCCACCGUCCUCUUGCUGCUGUCUUGUGCGCAGAGGGUAUGCGACGUCUACGACCUGAUGCUCAGUCACAUGCGCAGAUGCAUGAAGAAGAACUCUCUUCCUCACUUCCCUGAGGAGCUGAAGCCGGUUAGGUUGCCGCCGUUUAGAGUGGCGGGGGAGUAUGUGCCCCCGACGGACAAGGCGGUUACGUUGCAUAUGUUUAUGGUGAUGAUGAUGGCUAGUAAUCUGUUUGAUCAGUUGCAGGAGGUUCUUGGGUUGUGGAGGCAUAACGAGCAGGGACCGCACGCUGGGCUUGAGCUGGUGGAUCUGCAGUAUCCGGACUUUGGGAGGGAGGCGAAGGAGGCCAUCAGGAAGAAAGCGAGAGACGUGACCAUGGAGAUUGUGAGUAUCAGGCAGAUCAUCAUGUCCUUCCCGGGGAUGGGGAUGGAAGAGACGAGACAGGGGAUUUUGGACUUGGGGUCUGGUGGUGGCUCGGUUCGGAAUGGGAUGGGGAAGGUAUUAGGAGAGGCUCGGAGGCUUGCGCUUGAGGGUUGUUCGAAAGUUUGGGACGGGGAGUGUAUUUGA
Molecule: messenger RNA, 1653 nt
Organism: Neurospora tetraspora
Lineage: Eukaryota; Fungi; Ascomycota; Sordariomycetes; Sordariales; Sordariaceae
Exons: 1
Coding region: 1-1653 (550 amino acids)
Biological process (GO): regulation of DNA-templated transcription
Molecular function (GO): zinc ion binding; DNA-binding transcription factor activity, RNA polymerase II-specific
Source: RefSeq, a predicted model, not a curated record